Molecule: messenger RNA, 6982 nt
Organism: Dalotia coriaria
Lineage: Eukaryota; Metazoa; Arthropoda; Insecta; Coleoptera; Staphylinidae
Product: putative leucine-rich repeat-containing protein DDB_G0290503
Exons: 9
Coding region: 1150-6627 (1825 amino acids)
Biological process (GO): actin cytoskeleton organization
Cellular component (GO): filamentous actin; microtubule organizing center
Molecular function (GO): protein binding
Source: RefSeq, a predicted model, not a curated record
GUCACAAGUCACAAGGCCCUAUUGAUUGCCGGGUCUGCGUGAUCGUGUCUCAGAAGACGCACAAUACACAACUCACAUGUGGCCGUGGUCGUUAUGGUACAUAGUUAGUAUACCAUACCGACGGAGACGACGAAUGUGCCUCUGGUCGGUGCGGUGUAGUGAAACACGUCGAGGCGAUUCGCGGUGAUCGGUGCUCAGUUUGCUCACCGGCAAUACAACACAACCAUUUCCAUUCCCUCACUCAGGGAACUCGCACGUUCGUCUGUUGGUUGUUGGUUGCACGGUGCACGGCUCGCAAGCAGCACACCAUCAGCACACGCAGUUGAUGGUGCGUCGCAGCACGCUGCCUCUGCCGUUUCAUUGCGGUUCCGCGUUCCGUUUCGCUACGACACGUUGCUCAACCUAGAAACAUGCCACACAUGUUAUUAAAAACAAUUAAAAGUUAAUACUACCCAAGUGUAUCAUACGACGUAAACUGUGUUCUUAUCUGUGAAACAUUCCGCACUUAACGGUGAUACAAAGAUGGCUAUAAACAAAUGAAGAACGCAAAGAUGUAAACAAAUCAACGAAGAAACACGACAGCCAACGAACAAAUUCAAAUAAACGAAAAUAUUAGAAUAAUACGGUGAUAAUAACAGUACAGGGAUCAAAAAUUUAACGAAACUUAAUUUACUAUGAGAACUAAAACAAAAAUAUAUCGGUUGUGUAGUGUGUGUGUGCGCGAAUGAAUCAACAAUCGAUUGUGAAUUGUUUUCACGUUGAAUAUGUUGAGAAAUUUUAAUCUCGAAGAGACGUAUCUUCUUUCUCACCAUUGUGCCUGUCGUACAUGCGGUAUUUUCGUCUUGAACGUGUGUUGUGAAACUGGUUUGUUCGUCCUUCGCGCGCGGCCUUUGCCUGCCUUUUAGGGUGCGGUUGGGGUAGGCCAAGACACAAACAAAAAACACUUAAAAUAAAACGCGAACAAAAUAAACGGAUUAAACCGCUUUCUGUUUGUAAAACAAACGGCUACCGAGCGAGGAAUUUUAGAAAGUAGACUGUUAAGUCAACUUCGUGUUGCACAUCUUCCAAUAAGAAUAAAAGUGGAUUAAUUGUAUUCAGAAAAAAAGAUUGUUACACGUUUAGUUUUUGCGACAUUAUUUUGUGUGCAAGAUGAAGAGCCUCAAAGCAAUAUUCCGCAGGCAAAAGCACGACGAUUUGAGCCGGGCAUCUUCUGUUUCCAAUCUUGCGCCACCGGGUGCACAAGACCCUAAUCAGGAUCAUCUCAAUCACGUACAACCACCGCCUACAAAAAAGAAAGCAGGUGUGUUGAGUAAAGCGCGGAAAAGUUUGUCCAAGGAUAGACUUGAUGAUGAGGGUGGUUUUCAUGCGAAUGCUGGAAUAGGAAGUACUUCGGGGGUACCAAGGGAUUCAAAGCGCUGCUCAGUGAGGAGUAUUGAGAUCGUCGAAGAAGAUCCGCAGCUACGUGAGCGAGUGGCUACCAUGACCGCGGAAAAUGCUCAACUUACAUUGCAACUUGUUGAUCAUCGUGGGCAGAUUACUAACUUACAGAAGGAGAUUACUAGACUAAAGAUGUAUCAGGAGCAGAAUUCACUGCAGAUGGAGCAGCUCUCCGAUGAGAACGCAUCCCUCAGGAAUAAGCUAAGAGAUGUGGUGCACUCGCCACUUUCGGACAACGAAAAACAACAACUGUUGUUAGAUUCACAUCGACAUCAUAGCAGUGCGCCUGCGUCAAUAGCUCCGAAUUUGCAUGGAUUAAACGUAGAGGAAUCAACUGCAACGGACUGGGAUAAGCAGAGCACGAGCAAUGGAAGCGAAGUGUCCGUGGCUUGCCUCCAGGACAAGAUAAACCAAAUGCAGGAAACGCACUACAGCACCAACGAGGAGCUUCAAGCGACGCUGCAUGAGCUAACCGACUUGCAGAAACAGCUCGGCGAUCUGCAAACUGACAACGAGCGAUUACUCGAUGAGAAGAAUUUGAUGUUUGAUUCUCUCUGCCGGCAGACUGAACGACUCAAUGACACUCGCGAUGAAGUGGAGUCCUUGAAGCAAGUGUUAUAUCGUGAAGAAGGUUCGCAUGCUAACCAUGCCAGUUAUGAAUCGGCUUUGGAACGCGAAGCUAAACUAGUCGAAAUGCUCAAAUGUGCUCAAGAAGAAAGAGAGAUGCUGCUGCUUAAACAGGAACAACUUACGAGCGAGGCACAGGAUGUUCGUAGUAAUUUAUUAAGAAAAGAAGAAGAGAAUCGAUUGCUAGGAGAGCGUCUUCAUAAUAUUGAAUCAGCUCUCGACGGGAAGAAUGCUGAGCAUAGACAACUUGAGCAAGAGUUAGCUGCAAGUAAGGAUACAGCUAACAGUAGACUUAUAGAGUGUGAUAGGUUGAAUGAGUAUCUGGAGAAUGCAAGGACGAAAAUAAACGAAUUGGAACAGGAGCGCGCUAUGAGUGAUAAGUCGGAAGCGGAGGAGUUGUUAGACAAUGCUCGCAAAGAGAAAGAUGCUCUUGAGGCCGAAGUUGCAAAUUUAAAGGAGCAGGUUGCACGCGGAAAGAACGAGAUGGAAAAGCUCAAGGAACAAGUGUCCGUUUUGCAGGAGGAGUGUAAGGUUCUAAGGAAUAAUGCCAAGUGUACCAGGAGUGAGUUGGAAUACAAGGUGGAGUUACUCACUGGUGAGAACAAAGCUCUCGGCGAGGAACUGCAGAGAUUAGAAGAAGCUGCUAAUGAACUACAGGUUCAGGCUCAAUGUCAAAUCGAAGAUAAGAGGCAAUUGAGUUCAGUGCUUUCCGAAACCCAGCGCAAUAUGAGUGAGAUUGAGCUUAGAAAAAUGGAAUUAGAGGCUGCUCUUAAUGAAAUGAAGAAAUUGCGGGAUGUUGAGAUGGAGGAAUGGGACAAGUUCCAGAAUGACCUGCUCACCUCUGUGCGAGUGGCGAACGACUUCAAGAACGAAGCCCAGCAGGAGCUGCAGAAGUUCGUCAUGGAGAACAAGGCGCACCGCGAACGCAUCCGGGCUUUGGAGGCGCAGCUGGAGAAGACGUCGAAAGGUAAGACCGAUCAAGUUACGUCGUCGUUGACGUCCGCAUGCGCAUGCCCGUCCACUUUAACACUUAACACCGACACUACUGAUUCCACUGGCUAUCCUACUCUUGGUAGUCGCCGAGGGUCCAACAUAUCCGCUGCGCAUAUUAAGCGGCUGUCGAAACGCGACCGCGAGCUCAUCGAGCACGUGAAUCGCGAAUAUGCCAAAAUUGACCUGGAACAUCGUAGUCCCGAAGAUCUAUCCCCCGAUGAGUUGGCAAUCGUUAAACUCAAACAGAGUUAUGAUCGGCAUUUUGGUGUCACUCAUCAGAAACCCACUGCGAAGAAACCCCUGGAAGAUCUUGCCGUCAGCAGACCUUUACUUACUUCGGUCCUACAGAAUCCUAACCUAAAAAGUGUUGCGCAGGAUGAUGAUGUGCUCAAUGUUGAGAGUAGGGAAUUUUAUGAAGUUCCUCGCAGUCAAAGUAUGGGUGAUAUUAACAAAAUGGUUCAUGAUGAAAAUUUUCAAGAGGCUUAUCUACAACGGUUUCUGGAGAAGGAAGCUAAGACUAAACGAAUUGACCAAAAAGGCCCACUGCGCGUUAGAAAUAUCAAGCAAAAACACAUCAAGAAAAAGGAUAUUGGAUUGCCAAUUUAUAACUCUGUACUAAAUGACGACGACUUAUUGAAAAUCAUCAAAGACGAUAAGGUUGCUGAAAUAUGUCGUGAAGAGUCCUUCGAAACUAGGUAUAUGGACCCUGUUAAGACAAAUGGAAUAGACGACAUGGAACAGAAGAUUAAAUCCUUAAAACGUUGGACGGAUACCAGCGAUGACAAAGUGUUUGUAUAUAGUUUUCAAGAUGGCGCCGUUAAAGUACAUCGAUGUGAUACGUUCAAUGAUGAGAACAAGCAAGGACCUGAUACGUUAAAAAGUGAGAUAAUGGAAAAGCGUGUGAAUAAAGAAACAAAAAGAAAUCCAAGUUCGUUGGAGGAUAUAACAUUCGACUUCAACACGUAUCAGAAGUAUAAAAAUGAGCAGAAAGAACGUGUUAGUAAACUAGAUAUGGCGAAAACUUCCUUUAUCGAAGAUUUAGUUUCCAAAGAUCAAACACCCCCAAAAAAUGAAAAUAACCCAGAGACAAAUGAUAUACCUUUGGAGGACCUGAUUGAUGAGUGCGAAUUAUUCAUACAACAUGAAAUGGAUCAUACAAGUAGAAAUUUACCAAUUGUCCAGGAAGGUCCUGCCGAUUCUACGUUUGAACCCGAAGAAGAAAAGAUAGAAGUCGGCGAAGGUAACAUGGAAUUAUUUGAUGAUCAUGAUAAUUUAAGUCAACAAAACGAAGAAGAUGUUUUGUAUGAUACAUUAAAUAACGAUAGACAUGGUCAUCCAUCGCUUGAAGAGGAAAUUAAUGAUUGUGUAUUGUUUCUAUAUCAUGAAGUUAAUGAUGCGACUAAUAAUCUGUUAAAUAUCGGGAUAUAUUCUGAAGAAGAUGAAGGCGAAUAUGUAAAAGAAGAAGAUAAUGAAUUCGAAGAUUAUAUCAACUCUGAACAACUUUUUCCUGUAGCGGAUGAAGUCGACCAAUUCUCCGAAAAUGCACAAAACUAUGAGAAUAAUAAUGGCUAUGAUAGCUUCAAUAAUUAUGAUGGAGAUGAAUAUGAAGACGAGGCCGACAUCAUGCGGGUUUACAACUCGCAGAAAAAGGAGUUGGAAAAGGUUGAUGUUGAACCCUCCGAGUUGCAAAGUCAUCAUGUGCGUUAUAAGUCUGUGGUUAAAACUUUGAAGCUCAUGUUUAACGAGCCCUUAAAAAGGACAAGGCAUGAUUCUGAUAUUGUUUCAUCGGAUUGUGAAAGUGACAAAAAUACCGAGGCUGGAGCAUCAUCUGAAGAAGAACAAGUUUGCACUCCUCCUGAUGAUGCAGAAAGGUGUGUCCAAGAAGACCACAUUGAUGGUAAAAAUGUUAAACUGCUUGAUUGGGACGAAAAGAAAUGGACGUCGAACUUUCUUGCCAAUGAAGUGAUUUGGAACGAGUACAAAAAUAGUGCAGCGAGUUUCCUCCGAAAUUCACUUCGGUCGAGCGGAUGGCGAUCAACUUUUGAUGAUUAUGAAGCGCCCUCUAUUGAUUUGGAUAGUCUGCCAGUGUCACGUACAAAUUUUGACUUUGACUUUUACGAAUCCACCUACGGCGGAAUGGAUACUCCCGGACCAGAUGAACCCACAGUCGAAACUCCUUCUUCAGUGGAUCAAGUAUCGCAAGGUGCGAUACCACGUGUACAAUCACCAAAUCCCACACCCGAAGAAAAAGAAUCAGAACCGGAACCAACGCAUGAAGUCAAUGAAUUUGAAAUAGAAGAAUUGAUUGAGUCAGAGUUGGGCGCGGACGAUCAGAAUGGUGUUCUGGCCGGUGAAAUAAGCGGCGUGAAGGAGAAGCGCGAUUUAUUUUCGAACAGCACCGGUGCUGUUCAUGUCCAAUGCGCCACUCCCGUGUCCAUUCGCAGUUCUGAAAAGGUUGCUGCCCUCAAACGCCGUUUUGAGGGUGUGGAAUUUAAGGACGCGUUGGAGUGUGGUCCCACCUUUCACGAUAUCCGCAGUAAACCGCGACGGCCCGUUGAGGAGGUGCCUAAAAUAGACGAGGUGAAAAUUAAAGUAGAGACUCUCGAUGAUUCGUUGUUGCCCCAGCAGGAAGGCGUAGCCGAUGCGGUGGAGGAGGCGCAUGCAAGUGGCGAAGUGCAUUCUAGUUACGCGCUCGCAAAGAAAGUGUUCGAACAGGGUGCUGAUCAACCAGCAAUUCGACCAACUAGCUUUCCAAUUCCGAACACCACCUCUGAAGAUUUAGCGAAUCGAAGGCCCAGUAAAGUUCUCAGUCGACAGAGCAGCCGUCAGAGUGUAAAGUCUCUAAUAGAAACCAUCGAAAACGCUGGUAAACCGAUUAGCAAAUCUAGUAAUGGGUGUUCUCGAAGCAGUUCAUCUUCCUCGCUCAAUUCGUUGACAUCGUACACAUCAGAGGGUAAAACUCCUUCUAGCCCACUGUUGACCUCACUCAAAACACCUGAGUGGUUGGACGCUAGUGGUAAAACACCAAUGAAAGAAGUUCCUAAUAAGCCGCCUUCUAAUCGAGACUGGACGAAAGCUUUCACUGUUAAUGAUAAUUGUUUAGGUAAAACCGACUCAACAAAAAAGGAGGAGUCGCUUCGCGAUAGCAUUCUGCAGACUACGAAGAGUCUGGACUAUUCUCGAAGAAAUAGUUAUUCGGAUGCAAGUGACAGAAAGGACCCUUUGAAUAGUCUUGUAAAGAACGGAGGGUCGAAGCGCAAUGCGCUUUUGAAAUGGUGUCAAAACAAGACCGUAGGCUAUCGAAACAUUGACAUUACCAACUUUAGCAGUUCUUGGAAUGAUGGUCUUGGCUUUUGUGCCAUUUUACAUACUUAUCUUCCAGAGCGCGUGCCAUAUGACACGCUCAAGGCACAAGAAAAGCGUAGGAAUUUCUCAAUUGCGUUUCAAGCCGCUGAGAGUGUGGGCAUUCCCACUAGUUUGAAUAUAAACGAAAUGGUUCAACAAGAGCGCCCUGACUGGCAACAGAUUAUGGGCUAUGUGACGGCGAUCUACAAACACUUUGAGGUAUAGAAAUGUGACCGGAAUAUGGACUAAUCAAAACUAUAAAUCAAAAUGGCACCCAUCGAACAAGUCUCUGAAUUAUACAAAUCUAUAUCGAUCUUUUACAAUUUUCUACAACGAUGGAUAAGAGACCUUAUUGUACUUAUUCUUUUGUAUCAAAUUUAUUUAUUGCGUACGAUUGUUGCUAGUACGCUUAGAUUAUUAUGUAUCUUCUAGUCUCACGCGUAUUGCAUUUUUUUUAAAACAAAUGCGAAUUAAUAUUACUUUCCAACAUGUUUAUGUAGUGUGGAUAUUUACAUAUUACUCCGAACUUGUAUGUCAUUUGUUAACGACUGCGGCGGCAAUAAAACCGUUAUUUGUGCAA